Molecule: messenger RNA, 1493 nt
Organism: Ctenocephalides felis (cat flea)
Lineage: Eukaryota; Metazoa; Arthropoda; Insecta; Siphonaptera; Pulicidae
Product: venom serine carboxypeptidase-like
Exons: 1
Coding region: 105-1493 (462 amino acids)
Biological process (GO): proteolysis
Molecular function (GO): serine-type carboxypeptidase activity
Source: RefSeq, a predicted model, not a curated record
ACAGAAAGCGUCGAGUCGGGUGAGUCUGAUUUUCUGAAGCCGUUGAACCGAUAAGAUUACAUUUUAAUGGUACAAUUCGCCCGAAGUAAAGUGACAUUUUAAUCAUGCGUAUUUUAGUAGUUUGUUUUGCUUUAAUUAUCGUUGAGAUCAACGGUUUUAUAAAUCAAUAUCCAAGGAUACAACAAAGGUUAGUUUUUGGAGAUGCUGGUGACCCAUUGUUCUUAACUCCGUAUAUAGAAGGUGGAAAAAUUAUAGAAGCUCAGAAAUUAGCAAAGGUGAAUCACGAGAGUUUUCAAGAUGUUGAAAGCUAUGCCGGAUACUUAACUGUUAAUAAAACAUAUAAUUCAAAUUUGUUCUUUUGGUUCUUUCCUGCUGAAUUAGACGCACCUAAUGCGCCAGUUGUUUUAUGGUUGCAAGGUGGUCCAGGUGCAACAUCUUUAAUGGGAUUAUUUACUGAAAACGGACCAUUUUAUGUAACAAAAAAAGGAUUGAAGAAAAGAAAGUACACAUGGUCCCGUAAUCAUAAUUUAAUUUAUAUUGAUAAUCCUGUUGGUACCGGUUUUAGUUUUACAGAAAAUGAUUUGGGUUAUUCAUCUAAUGAAUUUGAUGUAGGAUUGAAUUUGCUGCACUGCUUACAACAGUUCUUUUUAUUAUUUCCGCAAUUGCAAAAAAAUGAUUUCUUUGUAAGUGGUGAAUCUUAUGCUGGUAAAUAUGUACCUGCCAUAAGUUAUGCAAUUCAUAUUAAUAAUCCAUCAUCACAAGUUAAAAUUAAUUUGAAAGGAUUAGCCAUUGGCAAUGGUCUUUGUGAUCCUGAGCACCAAUUGAAAUAUGGCGAUUAUUUGUAUCAAUUAGGCCUUCUAGAUGCAUCGGGACGUGAUUUGUUCCAUAAAUAUGAGGAUAUUGCUGUUGAAGACUUGAAGAAAAAGGAUUUCAUUGCUGCUUUUAACAUAUUUGAUGAAUUGCUCAAUGGCGAUAUGACAACUCAGGGGUCAAUAUUCCAAAAUUUAACAGGUUUUAAUUAUUAUUUCAAUUACUUGCAAACUGAUGAUGAUUCUAAAAUGGAAUAUAUGGGUGCAUUUAUUCAAAGGGAAGACAUACGAAAAGCAAUCCAUGUUGGAAAUUUGCCUUUCAAUGUUGAUAAGAAAGUUGAGGAACAUUUGAAGGCUGAUGUUAUGGAUACCAUUGCACCACAGUUAAUUGAACUUCUUUCUCAUUAUCGUUGUUUGAUUUAUAAUGGCCAGCUAGAUAUUAUUGUAGCAUACCCUUUGACUGUUAAUUACUUACAGCAACUUAAUUUUAGUUCUGCAACACUAUACAAAACUGCUGAACGCAAACCUUGGAUUGUGGAUAAGCAUAUAGCUGGAUAUGCUAAAAUAGCAGGAAAUUUAACAGAAGUAAUGGUUCGAAAUGCAGGGCAUAUGGUUCCGACAGAUCAACCAAAAUGGGCUUGGGAUCUCAUUACACGUUUUACUAAUAAUAAACCAUUAUAUUAA